Messenger RNA from Ostrinia furnacalis (Asian corn borer), 594 nucleotides. Its product is annotated as histone-lysine N-methyltransferase 2C-like. The coding region runs from base 1 to 594 and encodes 197 amino acids. Gene Ontology annotation, biological process: positive regulation of transcription by RNA polymerase II. Gene Ontology annotation, cellular component: MLL3/4 complex. The record is from RefSeq and is a predicted model, not a curated record. Gene Ontology annotation, molecular function: histone H3K4 methyltransferase activity; transcription coactivator activity. NCBI's taxonomy places the organism in Eukaryota, Metazoa, Arthropoda, Insecta, Lepidoptera, Crambidae. The transcript is spliced from 4 exons.
AUGAAAAAGAGGCUCCACAAAGACACAAUGGAGAACAAACUGGUGCUCUGUUCGAGCAAAGACAAGUUCGUGCUGACGCAAGACGUGUGCGUGAUGUGUGGCGCCGUCGGAACCGACUCCGAGGGCUGCCUCAUUGCUUGCGCGCAGUGCGGACAGACGUAUCACCCUUAUUGCGUUAAUAUUAAGGUGUCCCAAGUGAUAGUGACGUUGGGCUGGCGCUGCCUCGACUGCACGGUGUGCGAGGGCUGCGGCAGCCGCGGCGACGACAACCUGCUGCUGCUGUGCGACGACUGCGACACCACGUGGCACACCUACUGCGCGCGCCCGCCGCUCGCCGACGUGCCGCGCGGCCCGUGGCGCUGCGAGCGCUGCCGCCGCUGCCUCGUGUGCGGCACCCGCGACACGCUGGCCUGGUGCGACAACUACACGGAGUGUGCCCCGUGCGCGUCUCUGGUGAUGUGCUGCGUGUGCUCGGAGCCAUACUCGGACGGCGAGCUGAUCAUCCAGUGCGAGGCCUGCAACCGCUGGCUGCACGCCUCCUGCGACUCCAUCCGCAGCGAGGGCGACGCCGAGACGUGCUGCCGAGCCGGGUGA